Messenger RNA from Aedes albopictus (Asian tiger mosquito), 1525 nucleotides. RefSeq names its product protein anon-73B1. The transcript is spliced from 2 exons. NCBI's taxonomy places the organism in Eukaryota, Metazoa, Arthropoda, Insecta, Diptera, Culicidae. Gene Ontology annotation, cellular component: membrane. The coding region runs from base 66 to 323 and encodes 85 amino acids. The record is from RefSeq and is a predicted model, not a curated record.
UAACAACACUAACUUCGGACGCAGAUUUUAGUUCUUGUUCAAAGGACGAAUCAAUCGCGAGGAACAUGAGUGCGACGCUGGUCAGCAUCGCUGAGGAGGACUUUUUCGGUACCGUAAUACGCUACGGAUUGUACGUGGGUGCCAUCUUUCAAAUGGUUUGCCUGGCUGCGUGCAUUGUGCUCCCCGACGGAAGUGCCGAUGGGUUGAACGGGUCAAAGGGCAACGACAGCGAGGACUCCAGUUCGGAGCAUUCGUCGCCACAGAAUACUCCCCGACGUCCGUACCAUCGGAGCCGCAAGCAGGAUAAGAAGAAAAGGCGUUAAGCCUUAAAUGAAAUAAUACUUACAUACUUGGUAUUGGAUAUUAUUUAUGUAUUUUAAGUUAGGAAGUUUAUUUUAAGUAUGCAUCAGUAUUGUUGCAAUAGACCAUGUUGGUGAUAUGUGAUUUUAAAUUUAGUGUCAAUCCGGAGACAACGAGUUUUUUUGUUGGGGAAAUUUUCUAGACUUUCUGGGCAUGAGUGUAAUUACUGUGGCAGUGAUAAAGAAGUACUUUUGAAGAGAAGCAGGUCAUGUUUCAGUAGGAACGCAUAGCUAGAAAGACGAUGUAGAAAUUUUGUAAUUCUUACGUUUAAUACUUGGUUAUUUUCAUUACUAUAUAGAAUAGAGUAAAGAAACUAUAGAGGACGAAUGUCGCUGCUGUUCCCUUUGUUCUCGUUCGCAAACAUGUCGGGUAUCUAUCUGUCAAACUGCAUACUUUUUCGCUUUGACACUUAUAUCCCGGCCUAUCUCCGCCAGCAAAAGAUGUUGCGGCAGCGACGCCAGCGACAUUCCUCCUCUAUAGUUUAUUAACUCUAUUCUAUAUAGCUGUACCUUUUUUGUUAGUCCCUUAAUCUGUUCUAUUAUUUUGACACUCAUGCAAGUAUAACAUUUCUCAUAUGAAGCUGCCAAAAGUGAGUAAGUAUAAUAAUGAAUUUCCGACCGUCAGUAGCAGGUACACAAACAGUAGGGUCUAGGAUCAUUUGGGCAGGAGCACCUAUUUUGGGCACUUGCUGUUAUAACUCGGUCAAUUUCAAACCGAUUGACUUGAAUUUCUGCACAUGGCUAGAUACUGUGCGUAUCUGUUCGUGUCUAAAAAAUCAAGUCAAACGGUUCUAAAUUGACUGAGCUAUAGCAGCAAGUGCCCAAAAUAGGUGCUCCUACCCAAAUGGUCCCGGACUUUAUCAUGAAGAAUCUCAGACAACUCAAAGUAAACAUUUUCAAAACUACUAAAUAGGUGUUUGAAUCAACGUAUGGCAUCUUCAGUAAUGUAUGCGAUGUUUAAAAUGUGCAUCAAAUAAAAUUCGUAACUGCUGAAAGAUUAAACUUUACUGAAGAUUGCCUCUUGUGCUUAAUCAUUCAUAUCUAAGUUUAAUUAUAUGAAAGAUAAAGUUAUCCGACUAACAGAUAAUUUUGUAGAAAUGCUUGGUAAUCUUCAAACGCAAUUCCAAUAGUCAUGAAUUGACAAAAUAAAAUCCCAUUAAAAUCUA